AUGGAUGGACACCAAAGGUCCCAGCCGGGGAUGACAUCCCUGGCUGGUCGAGAGCUGCCGUCGGAUUUGGUGUCGCAGGUAUCCAAUGUGACCAUGGGCCAGCUUUUCUACGUCUUGAGCCACGUUCAGAAAUUGAGUGCGCAGGCCCCAGUAACGGCACAGCGAAUCCUUGCUGACAACCCGCAAAUUUGCCAUGCCCUGAUUCACGCCGAGUGUUUGGCCGGGAUGUUGGACGAACCUGGUUUGCCCUUGAGCGCCGAGGAGUUGCAGCGUGCCAAGGCCAAGGCACGACAGCUCCAGGACUUUGCCUUCCACACGCUAAACGUUCUCUGUUCCGCGUUCGUGUUCUAUCCUGCUCUUUUGCGUUUCUACUGUCUUUUUGAGCAGGACGAGAUGUCGCAGCACGAGUGGUCUGCUCAGUGUGCCGAGAAACAUGUCAGUUUUCGAAAGCAGAAGCUGUUUUGCGUCACGUUUUACGCAUCUGCAGUUGCUUGUGUCCACUGCGUAAUGCCUGAUAUGCCUGAUUGUGCCCUUGGUUUGAGGCUCCCGCCGCCUCCUCCGCCUACUGAAGAGGCACCAAAUGGGCCAGGCCUUGCAGUCAAUGCGGACCAGAAGGCGCAGCGCAGGGGGCUAACCUGCAACAAGGAAACCAAAUGCCAGAUGCAACAGCGUCUCUUGGUGCAGGCACAGUUGAUGCAGAAGCUCAUGCAACUUACUCCAGACCAAAUCAGUCAGCUGUGCAAGCCUCAGUCACCUUUCUUUGCUGAAGGUCCAAGUUCCACAGGCGGUGAGGUGUUUGGGGGACCUCCAUCAGGUCAGAGGGUUGUUCUCCACGGCCUCGAAAAGUCUCCGGAGCUGAAUGGCCACCGUGGUGUCAUCGUGAGAUGGAGAGAGGACACUGGUCGGUAUGCUGUUCGAGUUGCUGGGAAGGAGAUCGGGUUGAGACCCGAGAACCUCAAGCCUGCGGAGGGAGGGGCGGUCGCCGCAGAGCUGGCCAAGAAGCUGAACCGAAAGGUGGGGGAGGGAACCAUGUACAAUCCGGAAGUGUAUUCCAGAGUCCCAGGCGCUGGACCAAGGAUGACGCAUUGGGUUGGCCAAGUGAAAGCCGGGCGACAAGUCAUCAUUCGCGCUGAGGAUGGGGCAGGAGCUGAGGCAGAGCCUUUGCCACUUUGGUUUGGUGACCGCGGCUUUGUGAAUGCUGCACCUGUUGAUGUGGCUUUGUUGAUCGCAGAUGUGGGCGAUGAUCCAAGCCAGUGGCAAGUUGCUUUGGCCAAGACAUUGGCUGCUUUCCCUGCGGCCGCAGGGCGCUUGCGUCAGGUGAAGUUGGAGGGCAAGCAGAGCUGGCAGAUCUAUUUGAACAAUGCCGGCGUCCCCUUCACCCUCGCUUCGGUGCCUCCCUGUGGCUUGCCUGGGGCAGAGGUCUUGCAGUUGGCUUGUCAAGAUGAUCAAUGUGGCUUUUUCGAUGUGGGACAAGCCGACAGUGAAGAAGAGCCUCUUCUGCGCGUCAAGCUGAUCCACGAAGAGGGAACUGCACGAGGUCUUGUGGGCAUCUCUUUCAACCAUGUGCUGUGCGACAUUUUCGGUCUGGCCGACUUCCUUCGGAGGAUGCACGCAGAGCUGGAGGGUUCCCAGGCGCCGGCUGUGCCCAGCCACGCCAGAGGUGCCGCACAGAAGGCCUUCGAGGAAGCCGACAAGGACUCGCAAGAGGCCAGCCGCAGCUUCGAAGAAUGGUGGCCAUCCUGGCCGCGUGCCCAGGAGCGGUGGUCCUUCAUAGCUCGCAGGCUCCGCAGUGGUCUCCGUGGCCGUCCAGACGGCGCUGCCACACUUGCCUUCGCUGCACCGAAGGAAAAGCUCGCCGCGUUGAAGGCGGAGAACCCAGGCUCCUCCUCGCUGGAGGUGCUGCUGGCCUUCCUGGCACAGCGUGCGCGUCGACUGGGCCGUGGGCGCCGGGUCUUGGUCACCAAGGACUACCGGGCGGCGCUGGAGGAAGCGGCACCGGGCCAAGGACUGGACCGGCUUUUUGCCAACGUGGUGACCCACGGCCUUUCUUUCGACCUCCCUGAGGAUCCCGACGAGCCUGACUGGAUGCAACAGGUUUGCCAUUCCAUGCGCCGGGCUGUCGACGCCGCAUCCUUGAGAUAUGUGCGAUGGCAGAGUGAGCAGGACCACUUCGCGGGCCUGCCGAAUAUGUUUGGCAGCCUUUGCUGCAACACUUGGGGGCGAGCCCUGUCCGAGCUCAGCUUUAUCGAGGCUUAUGCUAUCGGCAUGCGGAGCGUGGACGAGAGGGCGGAGCGCAUGUGCUUCCCGUUGGAUGCUGCCUAUAUGCAGGUGCUUCCCCAGCCCUCUGGAACGCACAGGAUCUUGCUGACCAUGCCCGUCAAUGACAUGGAAGCUCUGCUCAAGGAUCUGCCAGAGGAGGUCUUCGACCUGCCGCAUGUCAGCGAGAUGCGCACUCAUGCAUUUCGAGUUCCCCUUCCUGGACCUGUCAUCGACCGCUUGAACCCGGCGGUGCAAACCCAUCACAUUGUCGCGCGCGUGGCAUGUGUGGGUGACUCUCUCACGGCCUGUGGCUACCCCAAGUUCCUACAGGCGCACUUCGACCGAGCAGGCAUGAAUGUGCAGGUUCGGAAUUUUGGUGUGGCUGGUGCAACGGCGCAGAAGUUUUCAGAUCAGCCUUACUGGGAGGAGCGGAAGCUAGACGAUGUGCAAGUGUGGCGCCCGCACUUUGUCGUAAUGCUCUUCGGCACCAACGAUGCAAAGUCAGGGAACUGGGACCCGGAGGCAUUUGAGAAGGACGCCGGAUGUCGGACGUAG
This is a messenger RNA of Symbiodinium natans, 2814 nucleotides long. NCBI's taxonomy places the organism in Eukaryota, Dinophyceae, Suessiales, Symbiodiniaceae. The record is from the annotation of a GenBank genome assembly.